Molecule: messenger RNA, 2735 nt
Organism: Chlamydomonas reinhardtii
Lineage: Eukaryota; Viridiplantae; Chlorophyta; Chlorophyceae; Chlamydomonadales; Chlamydomonadaceae
Exons: 13
Coding region: 333-2231 (632 amino acids)
Source: RefSeq, a predicted model, not a curated record
AUGCCUGUGCUAGUUCUCUGGAAGAUUCGACUGCUUGCUUGGAACUAGUGCCAACCGCUGUUUAACCAGCAGAUCGAUGGUGCCAAUCGCCAUCCAGUCGCUCGAACGAGUACAUAAGCUUGAAGAGCAGCAUAGGGAUCGUCUACUGUACAGACGUCUCUCACUUACCGUCCUGGCGUUGCUCCCUGCGGAGCGAGCCAUUCCAAUCCAAGAAAGGCCGCGCCUUGAACUAGUGCUGCGCCUGGACCGGACACCACCAAACACGCCCUACAUUCAGCUUUCAUCUCGCAUACACGCGGCUUUAGCACGCUCCAAAAGACGAGCGAGCUCCGAUGGCGUUCAUGCUCAUGCGGCGGCCGGUCGCAGCCCUUGCGCUCGCCGCCGUGCUGGCUGCGGUGACUAUCGGUCAUGUUGCGGCGGCGCACCGCUCCCUGCUGGACGUCCCGGGCGGCCGGGUGGACUGCGUGACUGAGCUCCCCAACUGCUUGGGCGUCACAUGCGAGCUAAAUUUUGCGUCGCUGACAAAGACCGUCAAGGUCGACUUCUCCCAGUGCAUCACGUCCGCGAUCAACUGGGCCUGCUGCGCCAGCCCCGGCUGUGUCACGUCCGGCUGUGCGCGCUGGCCCCAGACCACCGAUGUGACCAAGAGCACAGCGCAGACGUGCGACAACUUCCGUGCCAUCACCCUGCAAGUGGGACUCACCACCUCCUCCGUCACCCUGCAGGCCCAGGCCGGCUCCAUCAGCGGCGGCUCUAGUCGCCAGUGCGACUCCACCUGCGCCAAGAACAACAAGGGCGCGUGCCCCAAGGGUGGCCAGCAGGUGUGUGACGUUGUUCUCAACCUGGACAAGUACGCUGGCUGCUCUCCUCCUCCGCCGCCCAGCCCCGCACCCCCCAGCCCGGCCCCUCCCAGCCCCGCACCCCCAAGCCCGGCGCCUCCCAGCCCCGCGCCCCCCAGCCCCGCGCCCCCCAGCCCUGAGCCUCCUAGCCCGGCCCCUCCCAGCCCGGCCCCUCCCAGCCCGGCCCCUCCUAGCCCGGCCCCUCCUAGCCCCGAGCCCCCCAGCCCGGCCCCUCCCAGCCCGGCCCCUCCUAGCCCGGCCCCUCCUAGCCCCGAGCCCCCCAGCCCGGCCCCUCCCAGCCCGGCCCCUCCCAGCCCUGAGCCUCCUAGCCCGGCCCCUCCCAGCCCGGCCCCUCCCAGCCCUGAGCCUCCCAGCCCCGAGCCGCCCACCCCGCCUAGCCCGGCCCCUCCAAGCCCCGCCCCGCCGAGCCCUCGCCCGCCUCGCCCCGACUGCAAAGUGACGCUGCAGGAUAACCCUGGCGGUUUCGUCUUCGUGAGCAACCACGACGCGGAAGACCAUUGUGUGAGCGGCAAUGCCUGCGGUGAUUACAUGGCACGUGUGCUGCGGGCCGCUCUCGAGGCUGCCCCCCCGGCGGCUUCUGGCAUCCUGGCAGUGGUGGGAAACACCGCCACUACCGCAAUUAACGGGCUUCAAUACUGGAUCUCUCGGCUGGCGGCGGUCGGAUAUGCGGGCCCCACGCCAAGCGUUACCUACGCCUUCGAUGCGGCUGCAAUCAACGCCCAGACUGCAAUCCUCAACAAAUUCAAGGUGCUGUACAUUGCCAGCGACUUCGCCAACGUUGCCGGCGGCGUGACCAUUGACCAAAACAACGCGCUGACCGCCAAGAAGCUGCUUAUUAAUGACUUCGUCACUCGCAACGGUGGCUCCUUGGUGGCCAACACCCAGGGCGGCUUUGGCAGCGCCGGCUUUGGCUUCUUCCCUCUGAGCCUGACCUACGUCCCGGCGGACACCUCAGGGUUCCAAAACAUCUUCCAAGUCCAGCCCGACGCCACUGACCUGUGGGGCAGCGGCUUCACUGACGCGGCACUGGCAGCAGGCCCCUGGCACGGCUACUGGACGGGCCCCUCUGGCUGGCUGGGCCUGCGCCCGCUGGUCGCCCGCACCGGCUCGUGCCCCGUGCCGCUGCCUACUGGCACGACCGCACAGGACUGCCAGGCGGCAGCGCUGUGGGGCAAGAAGGUCAAGCUAACUGCGGAGAUCUGUAACAACGGCAUUGAUGAUGAUGGCGAUGGUCUGGUUGACGGUGGCGUCAACGGUGACCCCGACUGCUGGCGUUGCGGCAACGGCAUCAUUGACCCUUGUGAGGAUUGCGAUGAUGGAAACAUCACCGGCGGUGACGGCUGCUCCAGCCAGUGCCUGCUGGAGUUCUAAGGAAAAGAUUGCAUAUCUGAUUUGUACAUCGCUGCACGCACCGGCGCCGCACCAAUCUUGAUGUUUCUUUGGACAGUACGCAUGAUGAUCAGCGUGGUUGCACGUACGUGCCGGGCCUCUUCGUCUCCCGCCGCACCUUGACACGUACGCACUAGGACACCUGCAUGUCCCGAUCUAUCAUCACGCCUCACCAAAGCUUUAAUAGCAUGGCCCUGGCUCAGGUUCUUGUUUUCGUGUAUACACACGGGCACGGAAGGUAUGCGUGCGUGUGGCCUGCGGUGGGUCUUGCUUGUUCGCGCGUGUGGAAUGCGCACAUCUACCGGGGUUUCUUGUGUUUACGUCUUUCUUCUUGGCGCUCCCGUGCUGUGUUUAUGCUGCGGUGUUACGAACUGCACGUGCUGCUGCUGAAAAGUGCCAUGCGACCCAUCUGGUUAAGGUGUGUGGAAGAUGACGGUGUGUGAUAUGCAAAGCUCAGAGCAGGCUUUCGUGUAACAGAUAGAUGCC